Messenger RNA from Cylas formicarius (sweet potato weevil), 1034 nucleotides. Its product is annotated as stromal cell-derived factor 2. Bases 308 to 961 code for a protein of 217 amino acids. The transcript is spliced from 3 exons. Lineage: Eukaryota; Metazoa; Arthropoda; Insecta; Coleoptera; Brentidae. The record is from RefSeq and is a predicted model, not a curated record.
CUCUCGCAUAAAAUUUAAUUUAAUCAAAAUUUCUAUAGGUCUAUAAUGAGAUGGUAUACACAAAUAAUCAACGUAAAACAUCAAAUUAAAGUAAAUUGAGGUAGCGGUAGAUAACCACCUCAUUUUAAGUUAACACAGGUUGAGGUUUCCUGUCAAAUUGCUUAGUCGCCAAAAAGGAAGCAGAAUUUGCUAUGCAAUACCACUGACCGACAAUUCUACGUAUUUCUGACGUUUACAUAUUUGAUUGAAAGCGUCCGGAUAAUUUCUCUAUUAUAGAAAUCAAAGUUAUUAGCCAGUUCUUUAUAGCAUGAAUUUACUUGAGGAUUUAUCUUUGUUGCUAAUAUUAUCAUUCCAUUGUCUUCUGGGAACAGCGACUGCAAAAUUACAAUUUGUCACUUGUGGUUCUGUGAUAAAACUUAUGCAAACAGAUUACAAAGUGCGAUUGCACUCUCAUGAUGUGAAAUAUGGUACCGGUAGUGGCCAGCAAUCAGUAACCGGAACAGAAAUUCAGGAAGACGUAAAUAGCCAUUGGUUAAUUAAGGCUCCUACAGGCAAAGUGUGUUUGCGUGGGGAUCUGGUUAAAUGUGGUUCCAUAAUUAGACUUGAGCAUUUAGAAACUAAGAAAAACCUUCACUCCCAUUUGUUCUCAAGUCCCUUAAGCGGCAACCAAGAAAUUAGUUGUUAUGGCGAUGAUAAGGGGGAUGGAGAUUCUGGAGAUCAUUGGACAGUAAUAUGUUCAGGUGACAGUUGGAGACGAGAUGACAGUGUAAUGUUGAAGCAUGUUGACACUGAUGUAUAUUUGGGUGUGUCUGGGAGUUCAUUUGGGAGACCUAUUGAAGGCCAAAUGGAAGUUGUAGGAGUACGGUCUUCAAGUAAUUCUGUUCACUGGCAAGCAGUGGAAGGUGUUUAUAUCCACGCACCAGAUACAAAGCAUAUGCAUGCUGUUCACACUGAACUCUAGUAUUUUUCCAGUAUACUUUAGUAAUUUAUUUUGUAAACUGUUUGAAGGCUGUAAUAAAAUAGAUGACACUUGA